AGGUUACAACAGAGUUCUCGUUCUCUCUCUGUUUCCUUCGCACUCGCAGUGCAGUGUGAUGAACAAGAACAACUCAUCAUCAUCAUCAGCGAGAGAUACAGUACGCACUGCUGAUUGAGUUUUUCUCUUCACAAUCUCUCUCUCUCUCUCUCUCUCAGUUGUCUCAAUCGCAUAAUCUAAGAUACCCACUUCGAAUUUAAGCCAAACCUUGGAUAUUAUCUGAUUUUCUCUUGAAGGGCAUCCUGAUUUUCCCCUCUGGAGCUAUUAAAUAAUUUUUAUAAUGGCGGAUCUCAAAGAGCGGCUACUUCCGCCAAAACCUGCAUCAGCUUUUAACCUUAGAGAGGUUUCCAACCGGCCAUCUGCCUCUGGAAGGCAAACCUUUCAAGGAGUGGAUGUUCUGGGGGUAAAGAAGCGAGGCCAAGGUAUCCGGUCAUGGAUUCGUGUUGACACAGCUGGAAAUUCUCAGGCGAUUGAAGUAGACAAGUUUACUAUGAUGAGACGUUGUGACCUACCUGCACGUGAUCUUCGCCUACUCGAUCCUUUGUUUGUCUACCCAUCAACAAUCCUUGGUAGGGAAAAAGCCAUUGUUGUGAAUCUAGAGCAGAUACGGUGUAUUAUUACAGCAGAUGAGGUUCUUCUCUUGAAUUCCCUUGAUAGUUAUGUAUUGCAUUAUGUGAUGGAGCUACAGCGGCGGUUGACGACAACUGGGGCGGGUGAGGUCUGGCAAUCAGACGAUUCUGACAUGAACAGAAGGAGAGGAGGUAGUAGGAAUUUUGAAAAUGCAUUUAGCAACAGUUCCCCUGAUUAUUUACCUUUUGAGUUCAGGGCUCUUGAAGUUGCCCUGGAGGCUGCAUGCACAUUUCUUGAUUCCCAGGCAGCAGAGUUAGAAAUUGAGGCUUAUCCAUUGCUAGAUGAACUGACAUCAAAGAUCAGUACUCUAAAUUUGGAGCGUGUUCGUCGGUUGAAAAGCAGACUUGUUGCCCUGACUAGGAGGGUUCAGAAGGUCAGAGACGAAAUAGAGCAGCUUAUGGAUGAUGAUGGUGAUAUGGCUGAAAUGUAUCUUACUGAGAAGAAAAGACGGGCGGAGUUGUCAUUCUAUGGAGAUCAGUCUAUGGUUGGAUAUAAAUCAGUUGACGGUGCAUCCGUUUCUGCUCCAGUCUCUCCUGUUUCAUCACCUCCUGAUUCUCGGAGGCUUGAAAAGUGCCUGAGCAUUGCGAGGAGUCGACAUGAGAGCAUGAGGAGUAGUGAAAGUGCUACAGAAAAUAUAGAAGAGCUUGAGAUGUUAUUAGAAGCAUACUUUGUUGUCAUUGACAGCACUCUAAACAAGUUGACAUCGCUGAAAGAAUACAUUGAUGACACGGAAGAUUUCAUCAACAUUCAACUGGAUAAUGUUCGUAAUCAGCUUAUCCAGUUUGAGCUUUUACUCACAACUGCAACAUUUGUGGUAGCCAUCUUUGGUGUGGUAGCAGGAAUAUUUGGGAUGAAUUUUGAAAUUCCAUUAUUUGAUGUCCCUUCUGCAUUCCAGUGGGUCCUCAUAAUAACAGGAGUUUGUGGAGUCUUCAUAUUUUCUGCAUUUGUGUGGUUCUUCAAGUACAGAAGACUCAUGCCCCUAUAGGAUGCUACACCACCAUGAAGAAAAUUAAUCAACUGUUAGCAUGUUUGGUUUGCGGUGGAAGGACUCAUAUUCACUUAUGCAGAGAAGCUAUAAAAUUGUAGUUUCUCGAGUUACCGUGCUUCGAUUGUGUGUAACAACAAAUUCAAACAUGCUAUGCGUGGUUUGUGCUGAUGUUUAGCGUUUAGUAUGCAAACAUAAAAUCUCAAGAAAUGUCAGCUCAUAACAUGAGCAAUUCUUUCAAUUCAAUUUUGUACCAAUUUUAGUUUUAGGCCAUUUCUCAAGACAUUCCCAUUCAGCAAUGUCUGUAAAUUGACAUAAUUAGUUGUUGAAUACUUGAGUUAACAAAACAUGUAGUUUCUUUUCA
Lotus japonicus is the source of this 1979-nucleotide messenger RNA. RefSeq names its product magnesium transporter MRS2-1. Gene Ontology annotation, biological process: magnesium ion transport; transmembrane transport. The record is from RefSeq and is a predicted model, not a curated record. Gene Ontology annotation, molecular function: magnesium ion transmembrane transporter activity. NCBI's taxonomy places the organism in Eukaryota, Viridiplantae, Streptophyta, Magnoliopsida, Fabales, Fabaceae. The coding region runs from base 281 to 1615 and encodes 444 amino acids. The transcript is spliced from 7 exons. Gene Ontology annotation, cellular component: membrane.